AUGGCUGCUGGGAUUAAUCCUGUUCCACUCUCUUUCUGCUAUGUCACCUGGGCAGGGCUGCACCGUCUCUCCUCUUUCCAGCUCAUGUCACCCAAGCGGCUGAGUGUGCUGAGGGUGAAUUCCCUGGUGCUCGCGGCCUAUGAUAGUGACACAGACAGAUUGAAUCCUCGCAACAGGUACAGCCCAGAAGACCAGCAGUUCUGGAGCGAGAUUGGCACUUGGUACCGGGCCUGGGACUCCUGGGUGGAGACCGAGUACCGGGCCCUGGUGGAGGAGAUAAAGACCAGCUCCCCACAGGCCGAGCCCUACUGUGACAUGCACGAUGCCACCGGUGCUGCCCGAGUCAUCACCAGAUAUGCCCUCAAUGGGGAGGACGUGCUGUGGUACCAGUCAGAGCAGAACCGCUGGGUUUCGGUGCACCCGGCGGCCUGGCCAGUGGCGGAGCUCUGGAACGAGAAAGAGGCAAGUUUUGAUGUGAUGAACGUCCACACAGCACAGCAAUGCCGCACCUUCACUGGGAUCACUGCACCCUUCUCCGCUCAGCAGACAGGUGAGAUCGUCGGGGGGCAUGAAGCCAAGCCCCACUCCAGGCCCUACAUGGCCUUUCUGCGUAUACAAGAAGGACACAACUACAAGCGUUGUGGCGGGUUCCUGGUGACGGAGAACUUUGUGCUGACGGCCGCUCACUGCCGGGGAGACAGGAUCAGUGUCACCCUGGGAGCCCACAACAUCGACAAACGGGAACCGAGCCAGCAAGUGAUCCCCGUGAGCCGGCAGAUCCCCCACCCGCGGUACAACAAGAACACUUUUAAUAAUGACAUCAUGCUGCUGCAGCUGGCUCACCCCCCGAAGGCGAGUGGACGCGUGAAAGCCCUCGCCCUGCCUUGUGCUGGCGAGAGGGUGCACCCUGGGUCGGUGUGCAGUGUGGCCGGCUGGGGCUUCACCGUCCCAGGGGAUAAGAGAUCUUUGGCCAGCGCGCUGCGGGAGGUCUUUGUGGAUGUGCUGGAGGACAACCACACCACAAUGCUGUGUGCCGGGGACCCGUCCAAGCGCAAAGACUCUGCCCAGGGCGACUCCGGCGGCCCCCUGGUGUGCGGGAGUAAGGCCCAGGGCAUCGUCUCCUGGGGGCCUGACACCGUGUACACGAGAGUCUCCUAUUACACCCAUUGGAUCCAGGACAUCCUGAGGAGAUGGAAGGAUAUCACCGUGGUCCUCGGGGCCCAUGACGUUGGUCAGGAAGAGGAUACCCAGCAACGAAUCGCCGUGCGGCGGAAGAUCCCCCAUCCCAAAUACAACAAGAAUGAUGCUCCUGAAGGUACCUGUCCCGGCACCCCUAGUGCCUCCCCUGUCCUGGCUCACGUCCAGGUGGGGCCCGAACCCCCUGACAUCCCCCUCUCGCAGCUGGCAAAGUCGGCUGAGCUGAACGAUGUGGUGGACACCAUCCCGCUGCCCGAAGAGGAUGACACAGUGGAGCUGGGGUCAGUGUGCAGCGUGGCCGGAUGGGGCAGGACCAGCCCAAAGAAAAACACCAGCCUCCUCCAUGAGGUGGAGCUGAAGGUGAUGUCCGACGGGACCUGCCAGGAAUACGUGCAGAUCCGACACUUCUACAGGCCUGGAAUGAUGAUGUGUGUGGGGAACCCUGCUGAGAAAAAGGCCUCGUUCUCGGGUGAUUCCGGGGGCCCCCUGGUGUGUGACGGGAAGGCCCAGGGCAUCGUCUCCUAUGGCAGCGCUAAUGGGUCAACUCCCAGUGUGUUCACCAAGCUCUCCAAAUAUCUCUGCUGGAUCCAGAAAAGCCAAAGGCUGCACUCUGAAAGGCCCCGACCCCUUCCCUGA
Molecule: messenger RNA, 1833 nt
Organism: Pelodiscus sinensis (Chinese soft-shelled turtle)
Lineage: Eukaryota; Metazoa; Chordata; Testudines; Trionychidae
Source: RefSeq, a predicted model, not a curated record